AUGCUGGACAGAAGUCUGAUUUAUUCUGAAUACGACAAUAAAGUUAUUUAUAAAGUGGCGCUGAAUAAACAGAAAACAGAGAUUAUAAGUACUGAGCAUAAUCCUGGAGGACUCUGUUGUACCAAGUCAGGUGAUAUCCUGGUCUGUAUGGGUUACAGAGGUACAGCAAGAGUGUCCGGAAAUCUUCAUUUUACCUAUGACGGGCACGUCAUAGCCAGUAUUUUAAAAGACAGAUUCCAACCCAGUGGUGUGGCUACCGACAGUCUUGGUCACAUCCUUAUCGCAGACAGAGCCAAUAACGCCGUGCACCUGAUCAGCCAGGACGGGGACUUCCUGUCUUACAUCCUGACAGAGAACGAUGGGAUAUCACGGCCAUACGGAAUCUCUGUGGACAGGCACGACAACCUGUGGUUGGUAGAACAAGAAAAAGCCUGUGUCAAAGUGUAUCGGUAUCUCUAG
Molecule: messenger RNA, 459 nt
Organism: Saccostrea cuccullata (small rock oyster)
Lineage: Eukaryota; Metazoa; Mollusca; Bivalvia; Ostreida; Ostreidae
Product: tripartite motif-containing protein 2-like
Exons: 2
Coding region: 1-459 (152 amino acids)
Molecular function (GO): protein binding
Source: RefSeq, a predicted model, not a curated record